Molecule: messenger RNA, 5514 nt
Organism: Fibroporia radiculosa
Lineage: Eukaryota; Fungi; Basidiomycota; Agaricomycetes; Polyporales; Fibroporiaceae
Exons: 17
Coding region: 1-5514 (1837 amino acids)
Source: RefSeq, a predicted model, not a curated record
AUGAGUUCUCUUGCAUUUCUAGUCACGGAGUUGCAGUCGUUAGCAAGCGAGACACGUAGGAAGCAUCCAGAUGUCCGCGAGGCCGCGGAAAAGUCAUUGGCUAUCCUUCGCUCGUCUCCAGAGCAAGCAACAGCAAGCCUUGCCUCUGAUGGGCCCCAGUCUGACGACCUUCUACGCCCGGUCUUCAUGGGCUGCGCAACUCGGAACGCCAAAGUCGUUGCCAUAUCCCUCGGCUCGUUACAACGCCUCAUCGCGUUGAAGGCGGUGCCCCACUCGGGGGUACCGGUCAUAAUCAAUACCAUGAGCGACUGCAUGAACCAGGGAGUGGAUAUUCAAUUGCGUAUUCUUCAGACUCUCCUUUCGCUUAUCACGAACUUUCCCGCUGUGCACGGCGGACUACUGGGUGAUGCUCUUUUGUUGUGUUUCAAGCUACAGGAAUCGCGCAUCGCCGUGGUGUCAUCUACGGCGGCGGCGACCCUGCGCCAGCUGGUGAUGUUCGUGGUGGACAAAGUCGUGGAUGAAGAUCGGCGUGAUAUUGUCGACGUUACUGCGAUGGUGGAGACGACGCUGCCGAACGGGGACGUUAAAUCGCUUGGACCGUCAGCUCAGGAUGCGUUCGCGGUGUUCCAGGAUCUAUGUCUUUUAGCAAAUGCGGAGCGCCCGCGGUUCUUGAAGCUUGAGAUAUUACGCAAAACUUUUGCCCUGGAGCUGAUCGAAAGUGUCCUCACCAAUUACCACGACCUGUUUCGCAAGCAUGAUGAAUUGCUCCUUCUAUUACAACAUCACCUCUCGCCAUUGCUGCUUAAGGGUCUUUCCGAUCGGCCCAGCUUCCCUUUGACCCUACGUUCCACACGUGUAGUAUUCUUGCUCCUCAAGCAGUUCUCUUCGGAGUUAAAAACAGAAUCUGAGGUUUUCCUCAUGCUGCUCAUCAGGAUUGUCGGGUCUGAGACCGGAGAGGCGGACAUGAUCGAGGCUGGACACCCACAAGGAUCACGUCCGCUGUGGAUGAGGGUUCUUGCCAUGGAGAUAAUGCGCGGGCUAUGUAGCGACGCGGAGCUCAUGCGGAGCAUAUGGGAUCGAUACGACGCCGAGGAGGGCGGUUCGAGAAUCUUCACAUCGCUCAUCGCGUCAUUGAAACGCCUUGUAACCGAGAAGCCCUCCUUGCUUGGAGUAGGCACGCAGAUGUUUGGAGUGGGUGUUCCCGCGAGCGCCUCCUCGACGUCAGAUUUGAGCGGGUAUGGGCUAGAUGUUGGGGGCGUUGCUGGAAUGGUCGCGAAUGCUGCCAGCGCAACGGUAUCUGGCGUGGCAAGCAUCAUUUCCACCGAAGCGGGCCUUAGCUUGCAUGGUUCUUCUAUGAAGCUGCAAUGCAUCGACCAGCUGGACAAGGCUGACUCUCCUGUCAUCCCCGAGGCAUACAUCUAUCUGUUGGGUGUGCAAUGCCUUGUGGCGCUUUGCGAGGGCUUCGCUUCAUUUACCGGCCCUCUGUACAAUUCGCUCAUGAUCCAAAGGCCUCGUGCCGCCGGCGAGCCUGUUGUACGCGCACCCCCGGCCCUGGAUUUGGCUUCCCUGUCACCGGAGGAGCCGGCGACAAAGCAAUUACGCACUGUGCACGAUAUGAUGGAGAGUGGGUGGCCCGCACUCCUUGCUGCGCUGUCGUUUCUCAUCUCGACUAAUUUGUCGGAUGAGUUGUUCGUUGAUGUGCUUGGAAGCUAUCAGGCGCUCACAACUGUCGCGGGCAUGCUUGGACUCUCCACGCCACGCGAUGCCUUCUUUACGAGUCUGGCCCGCCUAGCGAUCCCAACGCGCGUAGUCUCCAGCCUUGACUCAUACUCAAUUUCGGCACAUACAGACCCAACGACACCACGAAGUGCUGCGAGCACAUUCUCGGAGAAUCUGGGUCUCGCACUUUCGGGUUCCAUAUCUUCUCAGCCUCCAGGUUUUUCUGAUCGCAAUAUGGCUUGUCUGAAGGUGCUUGUCAACAGUGCAUUGUUCCUUGCAGGUAGUUUGGAUGAAAGUUGGUUCAAUAUACUGGAAGCUCUCCAGAACGCCGACUACGUGCUCACACUCAGGGGCACCAAGAAUCCUGCCUCUAAACGCACCAAUACGGGCUCGGGACAAACCAGCCAUCCUAGUAGCCGUACUGCGUCUUCAAGUGGUUCUCAGGCAGCCGGCCAGUCUGCCAAGGCGGGUGGGGCACAUGGAUCUAUCGGCCAAGUACAGCAGCACUUGCGGCAUCCACUCCUUUCCGACCUUGAUCCGGAUAGCAUGCAGCAUGCGAUACAACGUCUAUUCGAUGCAUCCAAGAAUCUGGAUGACGGCGCAUUUCGACAUUUCGUCAGUUCUCUCUGCAGCCUGAGUUCUGCCAUGAUUGGGAUGCAGUCGGAAGGCAGUCAAUCGUUGUUAAUGGAUUCGGAAUCUGUGGAUGAGCUGGUCACCAGCCCGAGCCUCUCUCCUCCAGAGCUGGCCCACCGUAGGCGUGUCAGUGGGAUCCAUUUGCCACGGACCUUGCGUUCAGGGGAUUUCGGGAUCAGCAAAUUGGGUGGAGUUGCAACGCUCAACAUGCAUCGGCUGAUUUAUCGGUCCCCAGACAUUGCCUGGGACCCGAUCACUGGUCAUCUGUUGUCCGUUAUCCGCAGUAACGUCGCUCCUGCGGCGGUGCGAGUCCAAGCGGCGCGGAUCCUGGACGACAUUUUGGUUGUUGUCCCUAGGAAUUUAUCUAGCACUGGAGAACUCCAGCCCAAGGUUCAGCGACGCGUUUUGGAAGUGCUCGCUCAACAAGUUAUAUUGGACUAUGUUGGUGUUAGUGGCACAAAUACCGAGGUACGACGGAUGGGCUUCGAGACACUGCAUCAGAUUCUGCAGGCAUCUGGGCACACGCUUGUUGUUGGUUGGGAAAUCAUUUUCGAGAUGCUGGGCAGCGUCUGCAAGCCUGUGACGGUUGCCUUGGUGCCGUCGGCUUCUGUGGAAACCCUUGCACCUCCUGUGUCACCCGACACCCCGAGAGGCAAACCCCUUCCUUUGGGGUAUGCCAACGAGAAGGGCCAGACUUCCCUGGUCAAGAUCGCGUUCCAAUCGCUGACAUUGGUUUGCGAUUCCCUUACGUCACUUUCUCCGGAACACCUUCGGCUAUGUAUCAGUACCCUGGGCCAAUUUGGCCGUCAGGCGGAUACGAACAUAGCUUUGACUGCUGCGGAGAGCUUAUUGUGGGGUGUCUCAGACUCAAUACAGGCUAAACGGAAGGAUACGGAGAAAGAACCCGAGUACAGUGCUUUAUGGAUGUUUCUCCUUGUCGAAGUGCUCGGGCUGUGCACUGAUGCGAGACCGGAGGUUCGCGUCGGUGCCAUUCAAACGCUCUUUCGUACGCUGCAGCUCUACGGCGCUACGCUCAGCUUAGAGACAUGGGACGAAUGUGUUUGGAAGAUUACGUUCCCCUUGCUAGAUGCAAUCACAGCCGCAAUACGACAGGUUUCUUUGGCCAACGAAGGCGGGUCCUUCUCUGACCCCCACUGGGAUGAGUCCAAGAUUUUGGCGUUGCAGUCCAUCGGUUCGAUAUUCAAUGAGUUUCUGGCGUCAAAAAUUAUGCCGUUGGCAUCGUUUGUGGACGCUUGGGACACGUUUGCUGGACAUAUACUGGACUCCUGGAUGAAUGACAGUCGUGCUGUCACAUCAACUGCACUCCGAUGUCUGGACAAGGCCAUUAAGGCCCUUCCCUCGGAAGGCGAUUCCGCCGGGAAGACGGUGGGAGCACUACAACGAGUCUGGACGGCGUGCGACAAGAUGGGUGUAGCCAUCUUCACGAAAACGUCCAUCCCCGCUGGCGCUGUAACACCCACUCCUGCUCGCAGCUUUCAGCCUUUUACUCAAGAAAGCCUGAUGGUGUUCGUGGAUGUGAUCCGAAGUGUAAGAUCUGUUGGGAGAAGCAUCGACAACCAGGAAUGGGUUUACGAACGACUAGAACGGCUGAUGUCUAUCUUGAAAGACGUGCUGACAUAUCCGGACUCGCCAGACUUUAGACCGGAUAUUGACUCUUUAAGCCCAGUUCAGACUGUUGUCAUGGAGGUCGUUGAUGAUGUUAAUCUCUCUGCAUCGGGGGUGUCAUCUUUAGUUUUGCGCGAUUUGUCCGAAUAUUCAACACUACCAUUCAUAGCGGCGUUCGACAUCCCAUCUGCAGAAGUAUCACGUUCUUCAUCGACGCCUUCAAAAUCCCCUCAGAAGCGCGUGACCUACAUCGCAUUAUCCAAGAAGGUAAUGCCGAUGCUCGUAAAUCUUUUCCUUCGAUUCAAAGAUCAACCUAUGAUAUAUGUCGAUGGAACCUUGGAGCGAAUUUUUUCAGCGUAUGCGAUCCCUAUGAAGAUGAAGUACGAAUGUCCAGCUCCGUCAAAAUUUGGCUCGGAUCCCCCACUAUGGAAGACUGCUACGAACAAUUUCUUACGAAUUGUGAGGGAAUGUGGGCCACAGAUACAGCAAAUUGCAAACGACGUUCCAGGCAACUGCAAAGAGACGAUCUGGCGGCAAGUUAUUGAGACGUUCAAGGGGGCAAUAUUAGCCGACUGCUCCGCAACUGAAACUCUCCCGCCGGAUGUUCAGGAAGCGGAGGAGAAUUUUGAUUUGGCACUUAUUGCUUCCAUGGAGAUAGACGUUAUUCCUUACAUGGGCGAAGGACACAUCCCAGACUAUCUCGUUGUGCAACUGGCGAAGAUACUCCAUCAAGGUAGUCGCUUACGAGAGGUCGAUAGCUAUCUCUCGAACCCUCCUUCCCCUGCUUUGGGCACGGGCUCUGUAGCUCCAAAGCCGGAGUCUGACCGGAUAUCUCAAGAUUUCGAGAAAGUCGACCGGUUCGGCAGUCCUGAUAUGACUAUUGGUACUACAGAAAGCGGACGUUUUCUGCCUCGUGAACGAUUUUCAUAUUGGUGUUUCGAUCUUCUAUUUCUCAUCUGCUCUAACACUGCCAAAGACAAGGUGUCGUCUCGCAAACGGGUGGCGGCCCUUUGUAUCCCGACUCUGCUUGAACGUUGUAGGAUGACUCUUGUCGAGUAUAUAGCAGACGAGUCUCUCAGAGGGAAUCUGCCAUUUCCCAGAAUCCGAGAAGAAGAGCUACUGUAUGUGCUUCAGAAACUACACCGGUUGGAACUAUGGCCGGGGACAUUGUGGGCGGCUCUCUCCGAAUCGCCUUCGAAGUAUUGCGAGGAAUUGCCGAAUAUCGAUCAGUCACUCCAACCAACACAGCUCAUCACAGAUGCUGUCAAACGCUCGCGGAAAGCUCAUCUCUUUCAUUUCUACUCUGUACUUUGCGAGAUCGUCUCAAUACCACGUAAGAUGCCAUCGAUAUGGUCCUCAAAGGAUUCCCUACGCUCCUCCAUCACAGUUACUACACUUUCCGCGACAAAGAGCAGCGUUACGCAAAGUAGCUUCGCGGACGACGUUGUACAUCAUAGACCUAUUGAGCUUGAUGCAAGGACAGUUGUAAAGGAGUGCCUCAAGGAGAUAGGCAAAGAGAUGGGUGUGGGAAGAUGA